Macrosteles quadrilineatus (aster leafhopper) is the source of this 1367-nucleotide messenger RNA. Its product is annotated as G-protein coupled receptor Mth2-like. NCBI's taxonomy places the organism in Eukaryota, Metazoa, Arthropoda, Insecta, Hemiptera, Cicadellidae. Gene Ontology annotation, molecular function: G protein-coupled receptor activity. The transcript is spliced from 8 exons. Gene Ontology annotation, biological process: G protein-coupled receptor signaling pathway; cell surface receptor signaling pathway. The coding region runs from base 24 to 1367 and encodes 447 amino acids. Gene Ontology annotation, cellular component: membrane. The record is from RefSeq and is a predicted model, not a curated record.
UCUGGCUGUGUGUCUGUGCCAAUAUGGAUUUGUCACCUGUAGUGGUUUCAAUCUGCCUGGCCGUGCUUACGGUUUCAGAAGGAAAGGAAGUGUGUGUUGUCCCCAAGUGCUGCCCUCCAAACCAAACUAUACUACCAGAUGGUGGAGGGUGUUACAGUAGCAACCUUACCUUUGAGCCAGAGUUUUGGAAUGGGACGGACAGUCUUCCCCCAGCCAGCUCCAUGGAGCCUCUUAAUGUCAUCGUGGGAGACCCUUGUCAGUAUGGCAAGUUUAGACUUGAGCCAGAAGAAGACAGUAAUGAUGAAUUCCAUAUCUUGUGCAAUGGAUCUCUUCUCGUACCAUUCCAGUCAGAUCAACUGUACGGGUUGAACCACUACUGUUUGGAGGCUUUUCCCUCUCCUCCUCACCCCUCUACUGGAGGCAAUGGAGCUGUUACCCUUCCUCUGCUGUGUUUUCCCCCACCACCACCUCCUCCGACCGUCUUUGAGAAGAUUGCCCUGGCCGUCUACCCUGUAGGUUUGUUGAUCUCAGUUCCGUUCCUGAUCCUGACAACGGUGAUAUUUGCAGGAUUGCCAGAGCUAAGGGACACUCAAGGCAAGAGUCUGGCUUGUCAUUGUGGGAGUCUCACCGUUGCGUUUCUAGCUCUCGCGAUAGUCAAGUUGGCUGGAGACUGCCUCCCACAAAAAGCCUGUGUUACUUUUGCCUUUGUCAUCCAAUUUUCAUUCGUUGCAUGCUUUUUCUGGCUGAAUGUUCUCUGCAUUGACACUUGGUGGAGACUAACUCGCAAGCCGUGCUGGUCAUCACGUCAGGAGAGGGUGAGGUUCCUGUGGUACUCCUUGUAUGCCUGGAGCAUGCCUCUUAUGUUUGGGAUCGUCACCAUAGUUAUGGAGCUCACCCCAGUCGUGCCUAAUGCCUACCUCAAACCCAGUUUUGGGUUGCAGAGCUGCUGGUUUCAUAGCAAAGCAGCAGCACUGCCGUACUUCUAUGCUCCCAUUGGCUUGUUGCUGCUGGCCAACAUCGGGCUGUUCUGCCUAAGUAUCUCCGCUGUACGCUCGGCCGUAGAGCAACGUGUGGAGGAAGAGCUGGGACUCAACGCUGAGCGCAACCCUUGUAGCUACAGCAAGGCCAGCCGCAGGGUUGAAAUGUUUAAGCACUGUCUGAUCUUGUUUGUGGUGAUGGGUCUCAACUGGACUCUAGAACUUCUCUCCUACUUCAUCGGAGGUCCCAUAGAAGUGUGGUUAGUGACAGAUACUCUCAACACGUUACAAGGCGUCAUUAUCUACGUUGUGUUUGUGGUCAGUGUGCCGAGGGUCAAACACUUGGCUAGUAAUAGACUCAUGCCUGCAUGUGGACAGACUAAAAUGUGA